GCCAUAUUUCAGGAUGGUAUAGGUCCCUGUGCGCUGCUUUAUUGCGCGCUUCCGGGGGACCAAAAUCGUUACCUUCCUGUACAUGUUGAUUCCAAUGUACAUUUGGUUAUACAAUUUCUUUCAGCAUGGACAAUGUGCGUGUAGAAUUGCAUGAUUUGGACUUAGAGUUGAAAUGUAGCUUGUUUGGUGUUUGCUGUGUAGUGACAUUGUUGGCUUUUUGUUAUGUGAUUCUUCGUUUGUCUACAUCGCCAGUGCGAAUGCCAUGGAAUGAAUUUAGUGUGAUAUUGUUAUCGUGUGCUCAGCUUCUAUGCGGCAUAGUAUUUUACUUUGGUUCGCAGCAUCCAUUUCUACAGAUUGUCAAAAAGGCGAUUAAAGUAAUUCAGGCUGAGAUUAUAUCCUGGAGUUGCAUUCGUAUAUUACUAGAGAGUAAGCGUCAGCGUGCUACUCGUACACGUGUGAUCUUUCAUUUGGUUACAUUUAUGAUUGGUGCUGUGCUUUUAUACAGUUUCAUUUAUGUAACUGACACUAGUGUAUUGUUCAACGCUAAGAUUGGCAUAUUCAUGUCUGCCAUGUGGUGUAUAAUGUCCAUGUCUGUGACAUACGUGGCUGACAAGAUCCGAAAGAAGUUGGAUGUAAGCAAUCUGGUGCUAUCGGAGGCAGUUCAGAGUGUUGACACUGCUCAAAGUGUCCCUGGUCGUCUUGAGAAUCUCGACCCCGAAACCGGUGAUUUAGUGGAAUCGUAUAGCGAGACUAAGUACCAGCAGCUACUGAUGUUGGUAGUUGUGGAGGCAGUUACUGCUACUGGCACUUUGAUUUGGGACUUGGUGAUGUAUUACUCAAUUCAGCAAAGCGUCAUGGACAAGAGUUUAGAAUUACACUUACCCAUUUUAAAGGAGGUGCUUUACAUAUUGUCAAACACCAUGUUGAUAUUGAUUCCCAACUGGACAGUGUUCUAUGUUUUGUACUGGGUACAACGCCACAACUACACGAGGGUCAGUUCCAAAUGGGACGUUAACAUGAACACUAUGAGUUUUUCUGAACCUGAUAGAAGGCCGUUUGUCUAA
Messenger RNA from Babesia bovis T2Bo, 1064 nucleotides. RefSeq names its product putative integral membrane protein. The transcript has 4 exons. The coding region runs from base 126 to 1064 and encodes 312 amino acids. NCBI's taxonomy places the organism in Eukaryota, Apicomplexa, Aconoidasida, Piroplasmida, Babesiidae. The record is from RefSeq and is a predicted model, not a curated record.